AUGGCCAGACAGAAAGGACAAUCUAUGUCAGAACUAAAACUCCGACGAUUAUUGGAGUUCAACCAGAGACUGCGGGAAGAUUUGGAUAGACCCCGUGUGAGAGUAAGCGAGGCUAGUCAGAAGACUGAAUGCUUUCAGUGCGGUGAACAGUCAUCUGAUGUGGAACGCAAAGCAAAACCGGGAGAUUGGGCAUGUCCCGAGUGUAAAUUUUAUAACUUUGCUGAUCGACAGGAAUGUUACAAGUGUAGGCAACCGAAAGGUGAUGUUGCUGUAGCAGAAGCUGGGGACGGGGGUAAUGAUAGAACGGAUCGAGAUAGUGAUAGAAUUGAUCGAGAUAGUGAUAGACUUGAUCGAGAUAGUGAAAGAAUUGAUCAAGAUAGCGAUAGAAUGGAUCGAGAUAGCGAUAGGAUGGAUCGAGGUGGUUAUAGGAUGAGUAGAGGUCGAGACAGAAUGGAUCGAGGUGGCGAUUGGAUGGAUCGAGGUGGAAGCAGGAUGGGUCGAGGUGGAAAGAUGGAUCGAGGUGGAAGCAGGAUGGGCCGAGGUGAUAGAAUGGACCGAGGUGAUAGAAUGGACCGAGGUGGUGAUAGGGGUCGAAGUUCAGAGAGGCGUUUUUAG
Molecule: messenger RNA, 615 nt
Organism: Paraglomus occultum
Lineage: Eukaryota; Fungi; Glomeromycota; Glomeromycetes; Paraglomerales; Paraglomeraceae
Source: the annotation of a GenBank genome assembly